Messenger RNA from Sinocyclocheilus anshuiensis, 6418 nucleotides. RefSeq names its product rho GTPase-activating protein 32-like. Gene Ontology annotation, biological process: small GTPase-mediated signal transduction. Gene Ontology annotation, molecular function: protein binding; phosphatidylinositol binding; GTPase activator activity. The coding region runs from base 377 to 5389 and encodes 1670 amino acids. Gene Ontology annotation, cellular component: fibrillar center; actin cytoskeleton; nucleoplasm. NCBI's taxonomy places the organism in Eukaryota, Metazoa, Chordata, Actinopteri, Cypriniformes, Cyprinidae. The transcript has 23 exons. The record is from RefSeq and is a predicted model, not a curated record.
AUAUCCACCUUGCUCCUUAGCCACGCCCCCAAACACACGCGUUCACUCAGUUAAUCAGGUGAUGCGUGAGAACGAACUUUCAUGUGUCCUGUCCUGACUCGAUGCACUCGCGCACAUCUACGUUCACACGAUGAAGGAGGCAUUGGUUUGACUCUUUUUCACACGCAUUCAUAAUGGCUCUGUGCUAGAGGGAAACAACUGUAGGAUUUCGUUUGGGAGAGGAACGCUGAAACAAUCACAGACAGAUAUUCAGAUAUCCAAGACUGACCGAUUCCAGAAGGAUUUCAAGACGAUCUGUCACUUAGCAACCACAUCAAUGUGCAGCUUUCACACAAUCCCAUACACAAACAGGCAGCUGUUGCAGUGACUCAGUAUCAUGGAGGCUUGCAGCGGGACUGCAGCAGCGACACACGGCAGAGUUCCAACACCUCUGAGAGACGCAUGCAGUCAUGAUCCCUGUGAAGGGCCACACCCAGAGGAGGAUGAGGGGGAGGAAGACAGAAGCUUGCAGUCAGCAGAGACUGCAGGCUGGGAGGACGCCAUUGCUGUUAUGGCACGAGGAGCGCCGAUGGUCCCUGAACUGCCUGCCGAAUCUUCUCUGCGCUCAUGUGCCAGCACGGCCAGCAUGAAGGUCAAGAACGUCAAAAAAUUGUCCCUCACCAAAGGCCAUUUUCCCAGGCUGGCAGAAUGUGCCCACUUCCACUAUGAGAUUGUUGACUUUGGCUCUGUGCAGCUGUCUUUAUCUGAGGAUCAGAACCACCUCACACACAAUGGCCUGGACUCAAAGGAGUCCGUGUAUCUGGUCCAGAUCUGUUGCCAGGGUCGUAAGUGGAUAGUAAGGCGUUCAUACGAAGAGUUUCGUGUCCUUGACAAGCAUCUCCACCUCUGUAUCUAUGAUAGAAGAUUCUCUCAGCUACCUGAGCUGCCCCGUAUAGACAGCCUGAAGGACAAAGCUGAGACACUUUCCCAGAUGCUUACUGCAUACAUUUCCCGUCUUUCAGCCAUUGCUGAUAACAAGAUCAACUGCGGGCCAGCACUCACAUGGAUGGAGAUUGAUAACAAAGGGAAUCACCUGCUGGUUCACGAUGAAUCCUCUAUUAAUGUUCCCGCUGUAGCUGCGGCCCAUGUCAUAAAGCGCUACAUCGCCCAAGCAGCAGAUGAACUCUCUUUUGAGGUAGGAGACAUAGUAUCAGUGAUUGAUAUGCCACCUAAAGAAGACACUGGCUGGUGGAGGGGCAAACAUGGAUUUCAAGUGGGAUUCUUUCCUUCUGAAUGUGUGGAACUCAUUAGUGAGAAAAUCCCCUCAAAUGUGACCAACCCUUUGGCCAAACCAGUGUCUAAGAAGCAUGGAAAGCUGAUCACAUUUCUGCGCACGUUCAUGAAGUCGCGUCCCACCAAGCAGAAGCUGAAACAGCGAGGUAUCCUGAAAGAGAGAGUGUUCGGCUGUGACCUUGGAGAACAUUUGCUUAACUCGGGCCAUGAUGUUCCACAGGUCAUCAGAAGCUGCACUGAGUUCAUUGAGAGGCAUGGAGUCGUGGACGGAAUUUACCGCUUAUCUGGGAUUUCGUCUAACAUUCAGAAACUGAGGCAUGAGUUUGACUCGGAGCAUGUUCCAGAUCUCACUAAGGACAACUACGUCCAGGACAUUCAUUCAGUGGGAUCGCUGUGCAAACUCUACUUCCGGGAGCUGCCAAACCCACUGCUGACCUACCAGCUAUAUGAGAAAUUUUCAGAUGCUGUACCAGCAGCCACUGAUGAGGAGAGGCUGGUCAAAGUCCAUGACGUCAUACAGCAGCUGCCUCCACCACACUACAGGACUCUUGAGUUUCUCAUGAGACAUUUAUCACGUAUGGGAACUUACAGUGCUGUCACCAACAUGCACUGCAAAAACCUCGCAAUUGUCUGGGCUCCAAACCUUCUCAGGUCUAAACAGAUUGAGUCGGCAUGUUUCAGCGGCACCUCUGCUUUCUUGGAAGUUCGCGUUCAGUCGGUUGUUGUUGAGUUCAUCCUUAAUCACGUUGAUGUUCUGUUCAGUCCCAAACUCAGCACUCUGAUCCGCCACAGCACAGGCCACACGACUUUAGCUCGACCCAAGUCUCUACUGGUGAGCUCUCCAUCCACCAAGCUGCUUUCUCUAGAGGAAGCCCAGGCCCGAACUCAAGCCCAGCUCAUCUCUCCUGUGUCUCCGAACAGCAAGUAUAUUGAUGUGGGAGGGGGGCCUGCCGCCCUGCAGGGAAAGUUCCACACCGUCAUAGACUUCCCUUCUGAGAGGAAAAAGGGCUCAACCAAAGUGAAGAAGUCUCCUGUGGGAAACUGGUUUUCCUUCUUUAAUAUGGGAAAGUCCUCUGCUACUGCCAAGCCCAAACUGCACCGUCACCCCAGUGAGCCCAAUGAGAUGAAAACCACUCCCCUUCCAGGCGGAAGAGGAGACAAUGGAACACUACGAUCUGCUAAAAGUGAAGAAUCUCUGUCCUCUUCACAUAACGUUGAGGGUGGAUCACAUAUCUAUCGUCCACGUAGACCGCUCUCCACCAGUGAUGCUUUAUCAAUCUCCUUCAAUGAGGAGCUGCUGGACAGCAGAUUGACUGGAGACUCCCGGUCCAGUCUCAAAGACCACAAGAAGGACACCGUUUCCUCUUCCUCUUGUGUGCCAGCUCUAAUAUCUCCACCCCACCCUGCAGCAGAUUCUGAGUUUAUAGGCAUAGCCUCCUUAGACAUAGACCCAUUGGCCUUUCAGUCCACACAGCUGGUUGAUCCCACUCUAUCUGAAAGUAAGAAAAGAGGCAGUCGCAAGAAAGUGGGAGGCAGCCACACAGAGUCAAAGAAUUCUGACAAAGUCACAAGUCCCUCCCAGCCACCUGAUCUUAUCCCACUGCGCUCAGAAGAAGUGCCAGUCACCUCAAGUAAUCUGGAACUGGGCACCUCUAAGACUGGCCAUGAGAGCACCGCAAAGAGCUCAGUGGUAAAGAGUAGUACUGUGUCCUGUCCUUCUGACAUUAUGUCCCUUGUGAAAAAGCCCAAUGUGUCCACAAAAGGUGGUGAAGGCCAUCAGCGUUCUGCAAGCUUUUGCAAAGCAGAAAGUAGAUCCGCAGAUGUCAGGGAGCACAGAAGAGCAGACUCAGGUGCAGUGACAUUUGAAUGCACGCCUGGGUUAGUGAGGUCUGUGUCUCUCAUUACUCCCCAGCCUGCAGUAAAGAGUGCUGCUCGUAUGCUUGCUCUAGCGCUAGCUGAAUCUGCCCAACGGGCCACUCGACUCAGCAAACGUUGGAGCUCUGAACCUCCCACACCUGUUUCUCCCGUUCAUCAUCAGAACCCACUCUUCACACUUCAGUUUCCUCCUCCUCUACAGACAUCUGAUAGAGAGGAGCGGUAUGUGUCUAGCAGGACCUUCCCAGAUCCUUCAAGCACCAUGUCUACUGAGAGCCACACCGAUGCAGGCAGCCUACGCAGCACCUGCGCCUGCCAUGGCAGUGAGAGUGGACUCAGCUUUUCUGAUGGUUGUGAUGCACCAGCUGGUGGCCAGUGCACCCAUGUGCCCUGUCAGGAUUUCUCUCCUCACAGAGGUCCUGAGAUUCAGCGGGCUCCAGAGAGCCAGACAACUAUGAGAGAUAACAUCCGCCAUGUUGGAGUUGGUACAGAUGGAGGUGGAUCAAGCCUUGAUGAGGAGAUGGAGGUACAUGGAAGUUUACAGCCAACUCCUUCAGAGAGAUUCUCUUCUUUGGAUAGUCAUUCAGCCAUUGAAGCGCUGCACAACAAACAGGCUGCUAAUGCUGCCAACUUUCGAGCCAUAUUGGCAGAAACGUCCAUGCCUGCUUCAGUGCACGAAGUUCGUCCACAAGCUUCAAGUACUCCACCAAGUGUGGUGUAUCAGUACAAACCCAAAGACCAAAGGUCUGCUUACUCCCAACAGUGGUCGAGUCCAGUUGGGCAAAGCACCCCUUAUUAUCAGCCUGAUGAUGGGCGUCCCCAUCCCAGAGUUCUCUCAAGAAACUACUGCAAUACCCUUGCGCCACGAUCCCUGCACCAGUCCAUUAAAUAUAAGGGUCAACGGGAAGACUACUCCUCAGUCGGUCUCCAUAAACAUAGAGGACCAAGGUAUCCGCCAUUGGAUGGAGCCUCUGUCUACCCCACCAUCCGCAGGGUGCGUUCAAUGCACACUCCACCAGAGGACAAGUUUUUCUUCCUCCAGCGUCAAGGCAGCCAGAGCAAAGCUUACCAAAAACCACCACCAUCGGACAUCCAGCAAGUGCGACCCUACUUUGAAGAUGGGAAGGUUCAAUAUAGGUACAGCCCCUAUUCAGAGGCUCGAUACAAUCAACACAGAGAGAACAGUCAUGGAUACACUCUCUCUUACACGCUCAGCAAACUGCCCUCUCGUUCAUCAAAGGUGAUGGGUAGUACCGAGAACUACCACAAGCCUCUAUACAACCUCCCGGUGAACAUUGAGUCUGAUUUCAUGACCAGAGAUGUCGGUCUCCAGCCAAGAAUGAAGAACCCUUCACUCUACGAGGCUUUUAAUUCUGCUUUAUCUGAUCGACAUUUCAGUCAGUCCAUUAAGCAGGAAAAUGCAGCCAAAGAAAGGCUGUUGGGUCCAGUUGUGUCCCAGCCCCAUCUUGUAAGAGGCGACCGUCAGUGCCAAGAAACGAUGCACACUAGGAGUAGGUCAAACUCUGGGAAGGAGAUGCUGAUUUCAACUGAAGGGGCUGAUGGGAAGUACAGGGUGACCAUGGUGUCCCAUUACUCCCCAGAGCACCCACUUUCUGAGCCUGGUAUCCCUGUGCCCUCGAAGUCAGACGGGCAUGGCAGUGGGCAGGGAGCCAGAUCAGCUCUUAAAAUGAAGCAGAGUCGAUCCAUGCACAACUAUCCUCAACACAGGCUCGAGUCCAUGGCACUGCCACGCAACCUGACCCUACAUAAGGAAUACAGCUGCCCUGACUUCAAACAUACCAGGUCCAGCGAUAGUUUUGGUGUUGCAAACCGCAACCAGGACAGGCUGAUGUAUAAGACUCUCAGCAACUCUAAAGAAGACUACCAGUACAUUCGUACAAUAAGCAGGGACCCUCAGAGGUCUAAGAGAUCGCAGAGUGUUAAAACACGCCAUCAAGCUGGUCAAGCGAAAAUGACUCUGGAGCGGGACCACAGACUGUCGUCCUCUUCCCAAAGUAGGACAAGAACUCACAGUAUGUUUGUGCCAUCUCGCUCAGACUAUUCCGAAAGCUAUGUAUCCAUACAUCCGAAAGCCCCUAAGACCAGCCGAGCUAGUUCGGGUGUUUUCCCAAACUACGGCUGCAUGCCGCUUCAUAGUAACAGACUGUAUUCCACAGCUGUGGGCCACACAGGUUUUCAUCAGACAGAGCUCAGACCAGAGAUGCAGAUUUAUGCCGAAUGACAGAUUUUUAAUAAAUAAAUAAAUACCUAAAAUGAAUUAACCAGAAAUAUAUGACCUCUGCAGGGCAGUGGUUUUCUAUUGUUAAUCAGAUAAAAAUAAUCUUUAAAAAGAUUCAAAUGCUUUAUUUGUUCACUGAAGGGUGUCUUUCACUGUAUGCACUGCAUACUCUAUAUGUUACAGUAAAUUUGGAAAUUUCACUCAAAGAAUAUGAUAAUGGGUUAUUAUGGCUACUCUGAUUUGUUAAAGUGUGUUGUGUUGUCAUUUUGUUACUAGAGCUCAGAGUUUGCAAAAAGUACACAAAAUAUGAUGUGAGAAAAAUUAACAAAGGCUUUUAAAAUUUGUCAUAGGUGCAAUAUAUAGGAGCCACUGCCUUGUGUUUUUGGGUGAAGUUUUUUUGACGUAUUACCAUGACUGUGGAAUCAAAACAGUUAUAUGUCAGUGACAUAAGCAUAUAUGGGCUGACUUUUAAAGAGAACAACUAUAUAAGGUAAUAAUCUCCCCAGUCCCCCCGAAGUUUUUCCCUCUGCAUUUUUAAAUCUUGCACUUUAUAGUUGGUCUGUGUUUUAUGUAACAACGGGCACUUUAGACAUAUUUUCCUUUUUUUUUUCAUCAUGUUAACGGAGUCAAAGAUGUGGGUGAGCUUUCAUCUAAACCGUUCAUUUGAGCGGUAGUAAUCAUUACAUGGUUACAUAUGGGAUAUGCUGUUCUGAUCAACUGCUGUUUUAGUUUUUAACAAGUGUACUGUUCUCUAAUUUAGUUGAUUUUAUGCUAUUUUUAUGUUUACUUUGCUUCACUCUCAGUAAAGUUAUUUAUUCAAAAUCAAGACAUGUAGCCUACCCUUGUUGCACCUAAUAUAAUCAGUGCUUAGACCAUCAUGUUUUGUUUCUUUGACAAAAGCCUGCAAAUAAUUGCUGAAUUAUAAGCAUAUGAAGACAGAUUGCUUUCUUUUAUCGGCUAGACUACUGUUGUUCUAAGGUUUAUUGGGCAGUCUUUUUGUUAUACCAAACACUAGCACCCUGAAGCAUUUUA